This is a messenger RNA of Lachnellula hyalina, 1482 nucleotides long. RefSeq names its product putative dihydroxy-acid dehydratase, mitochondrial. Bases 1 to 1482 code for a protein of 493 amino acids. Gene Ontology annotation, cellular component: mitochondrion. The transcript is spliced from 8 exons. Gene Ontology annotation, biological process: branched-chain amino acid biosynthetic process. The record is from RefSeq and is a predicted model, not a curated record. NCBI's taxonomy places the organism in Eukaryota, Fungi, Ascomycota, Leotiomycetes, Helotiales, Lachnaceae. Gene Ontology annotation, molecular function: dihydroxy-acid dehydratase activity.
AUGGAGCCUUCAAACUAUGAGGAUAUCCCAGACAAGCCGAGAUAUCUUGAUUUCCCAUGCCUUGAGGCCGGAACCACGGCCGCAGACGGGAAGCAAGCGCUGAAUAGAUGGUCUACCACGAUUACUAGGGGUCAUGAUUUCCCUGGAGCCCAGUCUCAGCAUAUGGAUCAGGUUCUUACUCGAAAGGCUAUGCUCUAUGCCGCCGGCGUCCCAAAUCGAGAGAUGAUGAAGACAGCCCCACAUUCUGGUGGGAAGGAAAUCCAUGCAAUACAUGACCUUGGAAAAAUUGUCAAGGAUGCGGUGCAGAAACAGGGCAUGCUAGGCUGGCAGUUCAAUACAAUUGGUGUAUCAGACGGAAGCAUGAGAUUCUCACUCCAGACCCGCGAGAUUAUUGCAGACUCGAUAGAGACUGUGACAUGUGCUCAGCAUCACGAUGCCAACAUCUCAAUUCCUGGAUGUGAUAAGAAUAUGCCUGGUGUGAUUAUGGCAGCUGCUAGACAUAACCGGCCAUUCCUAAUGAUUUAUGGAGGCACAAUCAAGAAAGGCUUUUCUAAGCUUUUGGAUAAACAUAUUAACAUUUCAACUUGCUAUGAAGCAGCAGGAGCAUUCAACUACAACAGACUCCAUGCAGCUGCAGGAGCUGGCGAACCAGGGCGAACCCCGAGCGAUGUCAUGGAGGACCUGGAACAGCAUGCUUGUCCUGGCGUUGGUGCGUGCGGGGGAAUGUACACAGCUAACACAAUGUCAACUGCAAUCGAGGCUAUGGGUUUGUGUCUCCCGGGCUCAUCUUCAAAUCCAGCUGUAUCUCCGGCAAAGGCGCGCGAAUGCGAAAAAGCUGCAGAUGCCAUCAAAAUAUGCAUGGAGAAGAAUAUUAGACCGCGAGACUUGAUGACAACAGAAUCGUUCGAAAAUGCGCUGGUCGUUACGAUGGCUUUGGGAGGCUCAACGAACGGAGUCCUGCACUUCCUAGCCAUGGCCGGCACAGCAGAAGUACCACUCACAUUAGAUGACAUUCAGCGUGUUUCAAACAAAGUUCCAUUUAUUGCAGAUCUGGCUCCAUCUGGCAAGUUCUUCAUGGAGGAUUUAUACAACAUUGGCGGAACACCAUCAGUGCUGAAGCUUUUAGUUGCAGCUGGACUUUUGAAUGGCUCCAUACCUACCGUCACUGGAAAGACGCUCGCGGAAAAUCUGGAGCCAUUUCCUUCUUUACCUCAGGAUCAGGUUAUUAUCCGGCCCCUUUCAAACCCAAUCAAGCAGACAGGCCAUCUCCAGAUCUUGCGAGGAAAUCUUAGUCCUGGUGGUGCAGUCGCAAAGAUUACCGGCAAGGAAGGACUUGUCUUUACCGGCAAAGCUAGGGUUUUCGACAAAGAGUUCGCAUUAGAUGCGGCGCUCAACAAGGGACAAAUACCACACGGGGAGAACCUCGUCUUAAUUGUCAGAUAUGAGGGACCUAAGGGCGGGCCGGCAUGCCCGAGCAAUUAA